CUCAGCUCAACGGGUCGGGGAUCAUCAUCCGUCGUCGACGGCGAUCGGAACCAAAGAGAAAGCCAUGAUUUUUGUCGAUGGCAACCCGUUUCCCGCCACUUCCUCGCGUCAGGGGAAGGAAGUUAUGUUCGGAUUGAUGGAGCAUCCGGCGGUGGUCGCAGCCUCCGAUGCAUUCAAGUCUUUGACGGAGAGGAAAUUCUCGGUUUUGGAGGAUCCUGGAUUGCAGGAUCGUAGAUGGGUUUAUCUCUUCCAGAGAGAAUACGCUACUGUUGACCCUUCGCUUGUGGAUUUCAUUGGAACUGAUGAAGCAACAACUUGUAUAGGUGUUGUCAUCCGAAACCAGAAAAAUGGAAUGAUAUCAGUUACGCAUAUGGAUUCCCCAAAAGUUGUCUCGAUUGGCCUUGAACAAAUGUUGUUACAACUUGCUGCUGACGAUUCUGAUGCUGAGUAUGAUGUCCACAUAGUUGGUGCAUUUGAUGAUGAUACGCCCAAUUAUGCUAGCAGCCCCUCUACAACUAAGCAAUCAUCAAAAUUGGAUGGUUAUUCUCUCCCUUUGUGUACCAAAGUAGUUGAAGCACUAGGAAAGAGGCAGGAGAGGUUUCACAUGAGAACUCUCUUCAUUCUUGGUCAUAAUACAAAGUGGGAUGCACAAAACAUUGCAUAUCCAAUUUUUAACGGACUGCUGGUUGAAACAUCUACAGGGUCUGUUUUUCCAGCCUGCUUUGAUAGAACUACAAGAUGCCCAGAUGAAGUUGUGAGAAGAAUUCGAGUGUCAGCAUCAUACGAGGAUCCGACCUGGAAGGGCAAAUUAUUGGACACAUAUGAUACUCAAACUGAUCAGUUUGUGAUUGCUCCGUGUUCUUGGAGCUUUUACCAACUCAAUGUUGCCUUUGCUCUACAAGAUCUGUCUGAUGAAGAGAUCCUUCUUCAGUGCUCCACCUCACCUUCUGCUGAAGGCCCAGAUUUUGUGAAUAACAUGAAAAGGCAGUGGGAGUAUCUAUUCAGACACCCAAAAUGGCAAGAGACAUUCCCCACAAGACAAGCCCGAGUAUUCGUCAGAAGUGCCAAUGGGAGCUGGGAUUUGCUGCCCCUGUCAGACAAGGAUGCUUCUGGUCAUGUUUCUGGUAUAUGAUCAACAAUUCCUUUGAUUUAGCUAUGAGAAUGAGGUUUUACUUGGCCUAAUGGCGCAUAUUUAUUCAUUUCGGAUGCGGUUGAAUGUGAUGUUUUGUAUGGUCAGAAUGUAUUUGAGAGAGUGAUAUUCAUAACAACAUAGAGCAAGUAUAAAGUAUUUGAAAUUUUUUGUCUUUUGUCCUGUUUCGGACACGAUUCCGUGUGUAUCAAGGCAAUGAAUCACAUAAUAGAAU
Linum trigynum is the source of this 1364-nucleotide messenger RNA. Lineage: Eukaryota; Viridiplantae; Streptophyta; Magnoliopsida; Malpighiales; Linaceae. The record is from the annotation of a GenBank genome assembly.